Messenger RNA from Mesocricetus auratus (golden hamster), 417 nucleotides. Its product is annotated as cytochrome c oxidase copper chaperone. Bases 87 to 278 code for a protein of 63 amino acids. The transcript has 3 exons. Gene Ontology annotation, biological process: mitochondrial respiratory chain complex IV assembly. Lineage: Eukaryota; Metazoa; Chordata; Mammalia; Rodentia; Cricetidae. Gene Ontology annotation, molecular function: copper chaperone activity; copper ion binding. The record is from RefSeq and is a predicted model, not a curated record. Gene Ontology annotation, cellular component: mitochondrial intermembrane space.
GCCCUCUUUAGCGUGACUGCGGAAGUGGGUGCAGACAACUUGGGAUCUUUGCGCGUGUGCGCUCGCUGCUGCUUUCGGCUGGAAGGAUGCCGGGUCUGGCUGCCGCCAGCUCUGCCCCGCCUGAGGCUCAGGAGAAGAAGCCGCUGAAGCCGUGCUGCGCCUGCCCGGAGACCAAGAAGGCGCGCGAUGCGUGCAUCAUUGAGAAAGGAGAAGAACACUGUGGACAUCUCAUUGAAGCCCACAAGGAGUGCAUGAGAGCACUGGGCUUUAAGAUAUGACAUGGUGGCCUACUUUGUGAAUGAAUGAUCCCUGAAGAAUGAAGAAGAGUAAAUAUUUUGGAAGUUCUUUGAUGAACUUGUUAAGUGGAUAAAGUAUUUAUAAUUUAUUAAAAAACAAAAGGAAAGAAAAUGUGGUAAA